Fomitopsis serialis is the source of this 884-nucleotide messenger RNA. RefSeq lists its product as uncharacterized. Bases 131 to 580 code for a protein of 149 amino acids. Lineage: Eukaryota; Fungi; Basidiomycota; Agaricomycetes; Polyporales; Fomitopsidaceae. The transcript has a single exon. The record is from RefSeq and is a predicted model, not a curated record.
GGCAGGCGAUAAUGAGCUGACCAGCUGCUGCCAUCUCGACGAGCAGGGAGAGUGGGUCAUUGAGUCCCUUCCGCGCGACGAAGCGAAGAAGGCAGUUGCGGAGGCAGACCAGCGGCUGCGCAGCGGGUUCAUGCGCUGGUUAGGUACGGCCCGAGAUCACACUACGCAGGGUUCAACGGAACGAGGGCAAUCUCAGAGUGUAAAUUCGGGUAUGGGGGAGCUGCGGAGAGAAGGUAUCAGAUCUGGUGGUCGGCGGCAUGGCGCGAUCAACGACACAAACGGGUCUCGACGUGGAGAGUGUCUACUUGUGGAGUUGGCCGAACACAGUAUCCCGGAGGAGGCGGGCGGCGAUGAGCUGAUCAGCUGCGGUCACCUAGACAAGAACGGACGGUGGAUUGUCCAGUACCUGCCAUGUGGAGACGCAGAGGGUGCGAUUGCCGAGGCGAGUCGGAACUACGGCUGGCUCGACGAGGACGAAGAACAUGCGCGAGGUUUUGACGCGACUCGGGGGUGCGGCACAGAAAAUGGUCGAGCAGAUGGACUCGCGUCAUUCAUGUCGCAAUGGAUCGCUCUCGGUUAGGCAGGGUCCUCGCGGAGAGUAGGUGACCGGGGACGGUCACAAUUCGAGUAUGGGGGAGAUGUGGGGAGUGGCCCCCACAUAGGCCCGGACAGUAUGUGUAUUCACCUAUUUUGGGCUCUCUGGACUGUCAUGUUCCUUCCGAGCACAUGGACUACCUUCCUUGUUCCCUCCGAUACCCUACACCUUACUGUACUUCAUGGACUUUGUGCGAUUUGCUUUUGAUUACCAUAUAUAGUAACUAGAGACUCUUAGUCAGCUUUUGUGGCAUACAGUGCCACGAAACAUGUACAUACCUUAGUUCUUC